AUGGCUUCAGCCUCCGGUCAUCCUCGUCCCUCUGGUCUCAGACUCUUCCAAGUCGAUGCCUUCACUCGCAGCGCCUUCGGUGGAAACCCUGCUGCCGUAUGCUUCCUCCCUCCUCCCAUCCACAAGGAGCAGGAGGAUGGGCGAACGUGGAGCAUCAGCGCAGGAGUUAUGAAGGCCAUAGCAGGGGAGAUGGCACUAUCGGAAACCGCCUUCCUCUCUCCCGCAAACCUCGACGAAUCAUUCGAAUCAGCUGAUCGCUUCUGCUUGCGAUGGUUCACCCCUACCCGAGAAGUCGAUCUCUGCGGUCAUGCAACGAUGGCUGCAGUAGCCGCAUUGACACGGGCAGGGAAUGCGAGCAAGAGCUUCUCCUUCAACACGUUGAGUGGCGAGUUGACAGCCGAAAUUUGUGAUGAUGGUCAGAUUGAGCUUGUGCUUCCUUGCAACGAGCCCUCGAAGGUACCGCAAGGAGCAGGAGCGCAGGUAUGCGUCGAGGAGAUCGCAGCUGUCUGUCUCGGAUCCACCGAAAGUUUGAGCAAAGUGAGAGAUGUAUCGAUUUCAGCAAGGGCGAAGAAGCUUCUGAUCGAGAUGGACUCCGCGAGAUUCUCAAGGGAUGACCUGGAGAAUCUUUUGGUACCCUCCUCCUCCUCUUUGCUUGCCGUCAAUCAAGAAGCUCUUUUGCCUGACCUCGAGGUCCGUGGCGUCAUGAUCUGCUUGCUCGGCACUGGUGAUCCCUAUGACUUCGUCUCUCGCUACUUCGCGCCAUGGAAUGGCAUCGCAGAGGACGCGGUGACAGGGGCUGCUCAUUCAGUUCUCGCUCCUUACUUCGCCGAGAAGCUCCAGCGGACGCAACUGAGAGCGCGGCAGUGCUCGCCGAGAGGAGGAGACCUGGACUUGGUGGUCGAGUGGGCAAGCAAAAAGGUCCGGAUCAGGGGCCAUGCCACAGUGGUGCUGGAGGGGCAGCUUUUCCUCUAG
Messenger RNA from Guillardia theta CCMP2712, 972 nucleotides. RefSeq lists its product as hypothetical. NCBI's taxonomy places the organism in Eukaryota, Cryptophyceae, Pyrenomonadales, Geminigeraceae. The transcript has a single exon. Gene Ontology annotation, biological process: biosynthetic process. The record is from RefSeq and is a predicted model, not a curated record. Gene Ontology annotation, cellular component: cytoplasm. The coding region runs from base 1 to 972 and encodes 323 amino acids. Gene Ontology annotation, molecular function: isomerase activity.